Molecule: messenger RNA, 759 nt
Organism: Juglans microcarpa x Juglans regia
Lineage: Eukaryota; Viridiplantae; Streptophyta; Magnoliopsida; Fagales; Juglandaceae
Product: mitochondrial fission 1 protein A-like
Exons: 5
Coding region: 74-574 (166 amino acids)
Biological process (GO): mitochondrial fission; peroxisome fission; autophagy of mitochondrion
Cellular component (GO): peroxisomal membrane; mitochondrial outer membrane
Molecular function (GO): protein binding
Source: RefSeq, a predicted model, not a curated record
GUUUUUUUAAGUUUUUAACUCCCGAAACAAAGCACUGCAACUUGAAUUUCCGUAAACCAAAUUACCAAACGCCAUGGACGCCAAGAUCAGCCAGUUCUUCGACUCCAUCGGUUCAUUCUUCGCCGGCGGCGAUCAGAUCCCUUGGUGCGACCGCGACAUUAUCCUUGGCUGUGAGAGAGAAGUUGCAGAGGCUGGAGACUCAGAUGAACGUAAGAGUGAAAGCAUUAUGAGGUUGUCAUGGGCUCUUGUUCAUUCAAGACAACCAGAAGAUGUGCAACGUGGGAUGGCAAUGCUUGAAGCUUCCUUGGCCAACUAUACCAGCAGCCCUUUGCAGCAGAGGGAGAAGCUCUAUCUCUUGGCUGUCGGAUAUUACAGAAGUGGUGAUUGUUCAAGGAGUCGGCAGCUUGUGGAGCAAUGCUUAGAGAUUGCACCUGAUUGGAGGCAGGCUCAGACUCUUAAGAAGACAAUUGAAGAUAAAAUUGCUAAAGAUGGUGUUAUUGGAAUAGGCAUCACGGCCACCGCUGUUGGGCUUAUUGUUGGUGGAAUUGCCGCAGCAUUAGCUCGCAAGAACUGAGAACAAUACAAUCAUUGAUUGUUUGAGAAGCCGAGAUGUCAGACAACUCGUAUCUUAAGAAUUGAUCCACAUCUUAAGUUGAAUGUUUUGAGUUUUCGACAUAAGGAAUGUAUAAAUGGCUAUAUUCAGAACGAUUACCGAAUUUGGACUCCUUUCAUGUUAUGGAGGAAGGCUUUUUUGAAUAA